GUAUGUACUAGUGCUCUGCUGCAGCGCUCCAAGGGUUGCUGGUUUCACAACCAUUCCGAUCAACGGGACCUCAGGGUUCUUGCGGACAUGACAUUCUGAGCUGUACCGGAUCCUUCAUCAUUCCUCUGGAGCUCAGAGCUGAGAGAGAGAGGACUGAGAGGACUGAGAGGAGCUGAGAGGAGCUGAGAGGAGCUGAGAGGAACUGAGAGGAGCUGAGAGAGAGAGGAGCUGAGAGAGAGAGGAGCUGAGAGAACUGAGAGGAGCUGAGAGGAGCUGAGAGGAACUGAGAGGAACUGAGAGGAACUGAGAGGAGCUGAGAGGAGCGGGAGGACUGAGAGGAGCUGAGAGGACUGAGAGGAGCUGAGAGGAGCGGGAGGACUGAGAGGAGCUGAGAGGAGCGGGAGGACUGAGAGGAGCUGAGAGGAGCUGAGAGGACUGAGAGGAACUGAGAGGAGCUGAGAGGAGCGGGAGGACUGAGAGGAGCUCAGAGGAACUGAGAGGACUGAGAGGACUGAGAGGAGCGGGAGGACUGAGAGGAGCUGAGAGGAGCGGGAGGACUGAGAGGAGCUGAGAGGAGCUGAGAGGACUGAGAGGAACUGAGAGGAGCUGAGAGGAGCGGGAGGACUGAGAGGAGCUGAGAGGACUGAGAGGACUGAGAGGAACUGAGAGGAGCUGAGAGGAACUGAGAGGAGCUGAGAGGACUGAGAGGAGCUGAGAGGACUGAGAGGAGCUGAGAGGAGCGGGAGGACUGAGAGGAGCUGAGAGGACUGAGAGGAGCUGAGAGGAACUGAGAGGACUGAGAGGAACUGAGAGGAGCUGAGAGGAGCGGGAGGACUGAGAGGAGCUGAGAGGACUGAGAGGAGCUGAGAGGAGCGGGAGGACUGAGAGGAGCUGAGAGGAGCAGGAGGACGGAGAGGAGCUGAAAGGACAGAGGAGCUGGAGGACUGAGAGGAGCUGAGAGGAGCUAAGAGGAGCAGGAGGACUGAGAGGAGCUGGAGGACUGAGAGGAGCUGAGAGGAGCGGGAGGACUGAGAGGAGCUGAGAAGACUGAUAGGAACUGAGAGGACUGAGAGGAGCUGAGAGGAGCUGAGAGGAGCUGAGAGGAGCUGAGAGGAGCCGAGAGGACUGAGAGGAACUGAGAGGAGCUGAAAGGAGCUGAGAGGAGCUGAGAGGAGCUGGGAAGAGCGGAGAGGCAAACGUUCAACAUGUUUUAACAUUGCAGACUUUUCACCUCCUCUAACGUCGUGCUUUUCUUUAAUAAACUAAAGCUUCUGGGACCUUUUACAUUUGUACACAAGGAGAGUUUAAAGGCUUUCUCCUCUCUCCACCCAACAGAGGAUUUGAAGACUUUUAUUUUCUUGCUACAAGAGGAGUCUCCGGCCUGGCGACCGCGCCAUGGAUCUUUAAUCCUCUGGGUUUUAACUGAAUCUGAAACCUGGAGCUGAAGCUGCAGAGCGUUCUCUGGUGGUUCUCCGGCAGCUGCAGCAAUGGCUGAUGGGAAGCGUCGGCAGCGGGAUGUGGACGGAGGCUGGGGCUGGGUGAUCGUGGGCUGCUGCUUCAUGGUGACAGUCUGCACCCGGGCGGUGACCAGGUGCAUCUCCAUCUUCUUCGUGGAGUUUCAGGCUGAGUUUGGAGCGGACUAUGCAGCAACGGCGUGGAUUCACAGCUUGGUGGACUGCACCACCAUGCUGUGUGCUCCUCUUGGCAGUCUGGUGGGGAAUCGUUGGUCCUGCCGGGUGUCGGUGAUGUUGGGGGGGCUCCUCUCCUCUGUCGGGCUGCUGCUCAGCUCCUUCUCCAACAGCCUGGAGCUGCUCUACCUCACCAUGGGGGUCCUGACAGGGCUGGGCUUCGCGCUCUGCUACACCCCGUCUAUCGUGAUGGUGGGGAGCUACUUUCUCCAGCGGAGGGCUCUGGCGUAUGGCGUGGCGAUGUCGGGCUCGGGGAUCGGGACCUUCGUGCUGGCGCCGGCCGUGCAGCUGCUGAUCGAGCGCUAUUCCUGGAGGGGGGCGCUGCUGCUGCUCAGCGCCUUCGUGUCCAACAUGUGUGUCUGCGGGGCGCUGCUGCGGCCAAUCACAGCGCAGGAGCAGGAAGAGCAAGAGGAGGAGGGGGAGAAACCGGGACUCGUGUCGCUGCCAGACGCCGAGCUCACCCUGAGGCUCAGAGAGCCGGAGGACGGCAUCAAGGUGCCGGACACCAUCGCCCCCCCCGCCGCAGAGGAGGCGCUGCUUCACUUCCUGCUUCCUGUCCAGCGAGGAGUUCCGCUUCCUGUUGCUGCCGGACUUCCUGUGCCUGGCCGUGUCUUUCCUGUUCCUGGCCAGCGGCUGCAGCCUCCCUUUCGUGUACCUGGUCCCCUAUGCUCUGAGCGCCGGCGUCCCACACCAGCAGGCGGCCUUCCUCAUGUCCAUCCUUGGGGUUCUGGACAUUGUGGGGAACGUCACCUUCGGGUGGCUCACCGACAGGAGGGAUGGUGUUUUUGUCCCAGGUGCCUGAAGGCGUACCGCCUGGCCUGCUACGUGCUAGCCGUAGCGAUGGAGGGUCUCUGCUGCCUCUUCGUACCGCUGCUGCGAUCCUUCCCGCUGCUCGUUCCCUUCGCCGUCCUCUACGGAUACUUCGACGGCGCCUACGUGGCUCUCAUCCCCGUUGUGACAGCGGACUUGGUCGGAGCGCCGUACCUGUCCUCGGCGCUCGGCGUGGUUUACUUCCUGCACGCCAUACCCUUCCUCCUCAGCCCACCGGUCGGAGGUUGGCUCGUUGACGUCACAGGAAGCUACACUCCGACAUUCUUCCUCAGCGGCGCCGCCCUGCUGACCAGCGCGGUUGUGAUAUCUGCCAUCACCGGGAUCCACCGCUGCCGCCGACACCUGAAGGCCUCCAAGCACAAUCCCCGCCCUCUCUGCCUGCCUGACCAAUCGCAGCGUUCCAUCAGUUCGGCCAGGGCCACGUAGCCUUGGGGGAAUCGUAUUACAGCUCUGCUCUUUAAAACCAAACUUUAGAGUUUAACAAAGCAACGGAUGCCUGCGUGACGGACGCCUGGCGCCUGAGUGACGGACGCCUGACUGACGGGCGCCUGCGUGACAGACACCUGACUGACGGACACCUGACUGACGGACGCUUGGUGCCUGACUGAUGGACGCCUGACUGAUGGAAGCCUGGUGCCUGACUGACCGACGCCUGACUGACGGGCGCUUGGUGCCUGACUGACCGACGCCUGACUGACGGGCGCUUGGUGCCUGACUGACGGGCGCUUGGUGCCUGACUGAUGGACGCCUGACUGAUGGACGCCUUGUGCCUGACUGACGGGCGCCUGCGUGACGGACGCCUGGCGCCUGACUGACGCCUGACUGACGGACGCUUGGUGCCUGACUGAUGGACACCUGGUGCCUGACUGACGGACGCCUGGUACCUGAGUGACGGACGCCUGACUGAAGGACGCCUGAUGGACGCCCGCCUGACUGACGCCCGCCUGACUGACGGACGCCUGACUGACGGAUGCCUGGCGCCUGACUGACGCCUGACUGACGCCUGACUGACGGACGCUUGGUGCCUGACUGAUGGACACCUGGUGCCUGACUGACGGACGCCUGGUACCUGAGUGACGGACGCCUGACUGAAGGAUGCCUGAUGGACGCCCGACUGACGGACGGACGCCUAACUGACGGAUACCUGACGGACGGACGCCUGACUGACGGACGCCUGACUGACGGACGCCUGACUGACGGAUGCCUGACUGACGGACGCCUGACUGACGGACGCCUGACUGACGGACGCCUGACUGACGGACGCCUGACUGACGGACGCCUGACUGACGGACGCCUGACUGACGGACGCCUGACUGACGGACGCCUGACUGACGGACGCCUGACUGACGGAUGCCUGACUGACGGAUGCCUGGUGCCUGACUGACAGACGCCUGGUGCCUGACUGAUGGACGCCUGACGGACGCGUGACGGACGCGUGACGGACGCGUGACGGACGCCUGAUGUACUUUGUAACGAGGUGGACGGCUCAAAGACAAACUGGAGGGAGACAGAAAUGAGCUGGAAAACGUCAACAGAGCUUUUGAUGCCAAAGUGAAGGACUGAAGAACUGAAUCAGAGUUAAUAAUUAAACCAAAUGUUUUCAUGUUUUUAAUUUAGGAAAACUGUUGAAAUGUUAGUUUUUAAUUCAGAAGAUGAAAUACGUCUCAGGGUUUAAUGUAUUUAUUAACACAGGUACAACAGCUGCAACCCUUAAGAGCUGCCAGAAAAUAUGAGACAUUCUGAAUGUUUACCUUAAAUGUUCGCUCCGAGUGAAAUGUGAUCUCGUGCCGUUGAUUAAAUGUGUGAUUAGCUUUGAAUGGGUUUUAAUGGGGGCCUUUAUAACUGUCUGUAUUUCUGAUUUAUAACGAGUGUUUGAUGCAAUAAAACAGCAAAGAUGAUGUUAAAUUAAAAGGUCCUGAGUGAUGCACAAA
Messenger RNA from Eleginops maclovinus (Patagonian blennie), 4450 nucleotides. It is a transcript of the gene slc16a12b, whose product is annotated as solute carrier family 16 member 12b. The transcript has 8 exons. Gene Ontology annotation, cellular component: plasma membrane. Gene Ontology annotation, biological process: monocarboxylic acid transport; transmembrane transport. NCBI's taxonomy places the organism in Eukaryota, Metazoa, Chordata, Actinopteri, Perciformes, Eleginopidae. The record is from RefSeq and is a predicted model, not a curated record. The coding region runs from base 1488 to 2945 and encodes 485 amino acids. Gene Ontology annotation, molecular function: monocarboxylic acid transmembrane transporter activity.